Molecule: messenger RNA, 800 nt
Organism: Daucus carota subsp. sativus
Lineage: Eukaryota; Viridiplantae; Streptophyta; Magnoliopsida; Apiales; Apiaceae
Product: cyanate hydratase
Exons: 4
Coding region: 74-556 (160 amino acids)
Molecular function (GO): cyanate hydratase activity; DNA binding
Source: RefSeq, a predicted model, not a curated record
AAAUACACACAAGCCAACAGAUACAUACAUACAACCCAACUCAAACCAGCUCAAGCAAUAAUUGAAAGUGUAAAUGGAAGAUAUAAGAGGUUCCAUAGAGUCAGUGAAGCGGCGCUCAGGCAAGACUUACAAUCAGAUAGCCGAGGAGACAGGCUUAACCAACGUAUAUGUAGCUCAGUUGCUCAAGCGCCAAGCUCAACUCAAGCCUGACACGGCUCCUAAGCUCAAGGCUGCCUUGCCUGAGCUCUCAGACCAUGUUCUUCAAAGAAUGAUGGAACCACCCAUGAGAUGUUAUGAUCCUAAUCUCAUUCAAGAACCCACUGUUUACAGACUGAAUGAAGCUGUCAUGCACUUUGGUGAGAGCAUCAAAGAUGUUAUCAAUGAGGAAUUCGGGGAUGGCAUAAUGUCAGCUAUAGACUUCUACUGCUCUGUUGAUAAAGUCAAAGGUGUAGAUGGGAAAGAUCGAGUAGUUGUGACUUUUGAUGGGAAGUAUCUGCCUUACUCUGAGCAGAAAUCUGAGCAUAUGGUAUCCAAGAUAAAGGAAUCAUGCAAAUGAAAGAUGAGGGUACCUCUAACGAACUGCAUAAACCUUCUAAAUAUGUUCUAUAUGUAUGUUUUGUAUUUCUGCUUGAAUUCUGCUUUUAUCUGAGUAUCCAGCAAUCUGAGCUGUAUUUCUCUUGUAUCUGGGUAUCAUGUUUGAAGCUCGUUGAGCUUGCUUGUGCAAAGCUUAUAUUGGACGGAACACAAUAUAUAAUACUCCAUAUAUAAAUAAAAUUAAGAGCCUCAUGCUUCAGUGAUCA